Arthroderma uncinatum is the source of this 1194-nucleotide messenger RNA. RefSeq lists its product as uncharacterized. The record is from RefSeq and is a predicted model, not a curated record. Gene Ontology annotation, molecular function: O-methyltransferase activity. NCBI's taxonomy places the organism in Eukaryota, Fungi, Ascomycota, Eurotiomycetes, Onygenales, Arthrodermataceae. The transcript has 5 exons. Bases 1 to 1194 code for a protein of 397 amino acids.
AUGGGUUCAGUUGAAGGAACCAUCAAUGAGGACCCAUCCGCUCUCAUUGCGAAGUUAUACCACCUUGCUUCGAGGCUCAAUAACGAAAAGGACCAUGAAGCAAAGACGGAAUGCUUGCAGCUAAGCAAGAAACUCACAGCCCAGCUGGAACAGCCAGAAAAUGUUGCAGUGGAUAUGGCCUUUUCGCCUAUGAUCGCUGUUAGUGCACGGAUUGCUGUCGAUUUGAAUUUGUUUGAGCACAUUGUCAAGGAAGGGCCUGUUACAUCUGCGAGGUUGGCCGAGCUGUCCGGUGCCGAGGAACUGUUGAUAAUACGUGUUUUGCGGCCUUUGUCAACAUCCCACUUUGUCGAGGAAGUCGCAUCAAAAACGUGGAAAGCGACGCGUGUCUCAAAGGCCAUGGCCACCGAAGAAAUUGCGGCUGGCCAUCGGAUGAUUUCCCGCUUGAUUGUUCCCGCUAUGCAAAGCGCCCCUGAAUUCUUGCUUCAGAGAGGCCAUUCCUGCCCCGUUGACCCCAAGGACGGACUCAUGCAAUUUGCCUUUGACACAAAACAAACCACUUUCGAACGUAUUACAUCGACACCAUCCUUGCUCAAAGAUUUCAACAUGUUUAUGGGCAACACGAUGGGCGCGCGAAAAUAUUGGGUUGACUGGUACCCAGUGCAGAGCCAAAUUCUAGACGGGGUGACUCUAGACAAGGCUUUGAUAGUGGAUGUAGGCGCAGGAAAGGGUCACGACUUGUUGGCAUAUAAGAAUAAAUUUCCUAACACAGGCAGACUGGUGUUGGAAGAUUUGCCAGCGGUCGUAGAGGCACUUGGAGACUUGGACUCUGCAAUCGAUAAAGUCGCAUAUGACUUUUUCACUGAGCAGCCCGUAACAGGUGCAAGAGUUUAUUUUUACCAUCAUAUCCUACAUGACUGGUCGGAUUCCUAUUGCCUUAGAAUUCUUGAAAAGGUAGCAUCGGCAAUGACGCCAGGAUACUCGAAGCUUCUUCUGCACGAAAUUAUCGUUUUGGAACGAGGAGCAUCGCAGUUCCAAGCACAAUUGGACAUGACAAUGAUGGCUUUCAAUGGAGGGAUGGAACGUACAAGGCAACAGUGGAGUACACUGUUGGAGAAGGCAGGUCUUAAGGUGGUUGAGUUCUGGGACCCAGUGGAUGAGGGUGGUGAUGGAAUCGUUGAGGCGAUGAGGGUAUAG